AUGGGAUUAAUAUCUGGAAUGUUGAUGGGUAUGGUGUUCGGGGUUGCGUUGAUGGUUGGUUGGCGGCACAUGAUCCGGUACAGGAGCAGCAAGCGAAUUGCGAAGGCGGCUGACAUAAAAUCACUAAGCUCGCUCAACAGAGAUGAUCUGAGGAAAAUCUGUGGUGAAAAUUUUCCCGAGUGGAUAUCAUUCCCUGUUUUUGAGCAGGUGAAAUGGCUGAACAAACAACUAAGUAAACUCUGGCCAUUUGUUGCUGAUGUAUGCUUCUUUUCCUUUAUCAAUAAUCACCUAGCUCUCAUUUGUGUGACUCACGGGCAUUCACUUGUUUUUCAGUAUUGA
Fraxinus pennsylvanica is the source of this 339-nucleotide messenger RNA. The record is from the annotation of a GenBank genome assembly. NCBI's taxonomy places the organism in Eukaryota, Viridiplantae, Streptophyta, Magnoliopsida, Lamiales, Oleaceae.